AUGGCAACUUUUGCAUAUACAGAGGGUGAUAUUAGUCGCAUUACAUCAGCUCUCAGGGGGGCCAGGGAAUUUCUAACUAAUGACAGUGAGCGAGGGAUAGCCCAUAAACUUGAGAGGGAAUUAAAAAAGAAAAUCAGUUGGGAAUUACAUAUAAGUACUUUAGGAGAGUAUCUGAGACAAAAGAGAAUUCCUAGGGGCUUGAGGGUUAGGUUACACCCUACACUAUGUAGAGAUAAUGUUGAACACCGUACAGUAUGGUACAAGAUAUUAAACAAAUGUUCGGUAGACCUUAUGGUAUUAACCAUUGAAUCGCUACAGAAGGAACUAAUUAAACUUGUAAAAGAGAUAGCAGCAGCUGAACAAGAAUUAGCAGCAGUUACAUCCUCCACUGACUUAGAAACUCUUAAAAAACAGAUAGAAGAUAAACUCAAGGAAUACCAGAGAGAAACUGAGGAAUUUAAAAAGAAAAAAUUCCAUAGGGACGAAUUGGAUUAUCAGAGGGAUCAAGUAUAUACCUGGUAUACCAGAACAGACAACCGCUCAUACAGACCAAACAGAGAUACAAACGUACAGAGAUGGCGCUCGGAUACAGAGGGUAUUACAUCCUCCUCCUCAGCCUCCUCAUCCUCAGGAAUGACUUUUUUAGAGAGAGGCACACGACACGAAGAAACAUCAGGAGGGGGGGUCAUCACAAGAGGCACACGGGAGAGAAAACAAGGCCGUCCGCCCCAAUCGAGACGCAAUCUCUGA
Pelobates cultripes (western spadefoot toad) is the source of this 750-nucleotide messenger RNA. The record is from the annotation of a GenBank genome assembly. NCBI's taxonomy places the organism in Eukaryota, Metazoa, Chordata, Amphibia, Anura, Pelobatidae.